UCUGUCUGCCUGCUUCCUUCACGAGACACGGUUUGCGCGGUGCUGUUUGUCCCUGUCAGCCGUCAGCGCGUUCGCUCGCUUUUCACGGCCAGGUCGGGUAGAGAGAAGAUAUACAGGAAGAAUAAUUUAGAAAGCGCCAUUUGAAGCGCAGUGGACCUAGAUCUAGAUCUAGUAGUGCUAGCAGUUGUCGCUCCAUGAGUCCAAGUACAAUAAUAAUAGAGCCAUAAAGGAAGAACUACCGAAGAACUAAAUAACCGCGAAGGUGGGUUGUCGAUCAAGCGCGAAGGAGGAACCAAGAGCGAGGCCUGAAAAAGUAGAACUUAGUCAAGGACUUUGUAGCUGACACUACAGCUCUUGAAGUUGAAGAGAGUGUGUGUCUGUGUGUGUAUUGUGCACUGCCACGGCGAGGCGAGGGAGGAUUAUCAAUUAUCAUUCUGAUUAACGACGAGCGGAGAAGGUGGAGGAUUCAACGAGCUCUUCUGCCACACACAGUUGAUUUCGAAGUAAGGAGAGUCGGAAACUGGAUUAGGACGUCCGUAGCUGGCACCGUUCAUUCUUUUCAUUGCCUACAUCUUUGCGCAGAAUUUGGUAAUUUUCUAGAACAUUCCAUCCACGAUGAAAUCAACGGGAUGUCUCGUCCUUUUUGGACUGCUGCAGUUCCUGGCUAUUGGACUCGUUGAGGAAACAUCCGCUGUACAGCCAUCUGAUGCAGCACAUAGCUCUCUGGGUAUCCAACCUUCAAGUUCCAUUAUGGAGUCCGGGACCAGCAGGCUUGACUCUUCUUCAGUCGUCAUGAAAGGCCCGUCGUCGUCACAGGUGGCCUCAUCAUCAGCCGUAAUGCCCGGUGAUGCCGGUGCGACUGUAGAAAUAUCUCCAACCAAGACGGUGUUUCCCUCCUCCGACGAUCAAUUUAAGGAAUCAGUUUCGUCCAUUAUGGGGUCGAGUUUCGUUGCUCCGCCCCUGGCUAGCGAGAACGUCUCACAGGCAACUGUUUUGCCUGAUCUGCCUGUCGUCCCUUCAUCUCUGUUGGACGCAGCGACACCAUCCCUGGAGGAGGCCUCUCAGAGCGUCACCGUCCUUGCUGUCGAGCCCACUUCCGGCACCAUCGCAAGCGGAAGCAUUUUUUCGGCUGCCUCUGAAGUGAUUUUCAACUCCAGCGUUAUGGAGGUCAGCGGGAGUAACUCAACUGUUGUUCCGGACGAUGUUGGCUCGCUUUCCGCAACGCCGUCUGAAAGUGUCCUCACAACGUUGUCAAUGGAUCUCACCAUGGAGCCAAUGCAAGCGUCAAGCACUUUGUCGCCAUCGCCGGCGUCUUCUGAUCUUGUAGUGCCCACAGCUUCGCUGACGACUUCGGCCGAGCCAACGGCUGAUAAGUCCAAAAAUGACGACGAUGGUGGAAUGCCUUCCGGCGGGAAGGUGGCGGUGGCUGUGAUCGUGUCCUUGUGCCUUGUGGCUCUUAUCAUCGCUGGGGUAGUGUGCUACCGGAAGGAAGUCUCAUAAUGCCAGACAGAAGGUGAGGCAAGAUACAUUCUGUCCACAAAGAACGUUCCUUCCUCAUGACAAUGGAUCUAUGGACUGCUGUAGGAUACCCUGGCAUUCUAUCUGAAGCUAGGGACAUCAGAGGUGAAAGGGAACAGAUCUGAAACUGGACCCCAUUAAAAGUAAAAUGAGGAUUCUUAAGUUCUGGUAUUUGUGUUAAUAUGUGGUAAUACUUUUGAGCCUUGGAGUAAACUUUUUGUCUACCAAAUUUGAUUUUAAUUAAGUUGCAGAAUUUUUCUCUCCGAUGUCGCAGUCUGCUUUUGAUAUAUUAUAUAGAUCUAGUUCAUUUGAAAUUGUGUGUAUAGAUGACAAUUUAAGUCGCUGGAUUUAGGACUAUUUGAACUGAGACUACGAAUAUCAGGAUCUGGAAGAACCCUCUAUGUUCAUGUAAUUGAUAUAUUUUGCUUUUAUGAUGAAUUCCAAAAAUGAUUGUGCAAGCUGUGAUUGUUCCAUGCAAAUAGGAGAAGAAAAAACACAGAGAGAUGGGGAAGGUUGGAAGGGGAGGGGGGGGAGAAAAAAGAGAUCAUAAGAAAA
Molecule: messenger RNA, 2073 nt
Organism: Aplysia californica (California sea hare)
Lineage: Eukaryota; Metazoa; Mollusca; Gastropoda; Aplysiida; Aplysiidae
Product: probable GPI-anchored adhesin-like protein PGA25
Source: RefSeq, a predicted model, not a curated record